Molecule: messenger RNA, 708 nt
Organism: Diaporthe batatas
Lineage: Eukaryota; Fungi; Ascomycota; Sordariomycetes; Diaporthales; Diaporthaceae
Exons: 2
Coding region: 1-708 (235 amino acids)
Biological process (GO): N-acetylglucosamine metabolic process
Cellular component (GO): cytoplasm
Source: RefSeq, a predicted model, not a curated record
AUGGGUAGCUACUCACACCCUGAACAGCUGCCUUACUGGCAAGUCAACAUCGCACCAGAGGACCGCGAGGAUGAAUGUCCAGAAUUCCUGCGUGGUGCCAGCAACAAGGAUGUCCGCAUCAUCGGAACACCCGACGAUGAGUAUCGCGUGCAAACCUGGCCACAGGUGGUGGAUAUCAUUCGUACGGGAAGGCUUGCUGAUUUCCAAAGAUGGCCAUCUGACCUGCGAAAAUAUCGCAAGUACACCUGGCAGCUGAAGCGCGACCACGGAAGUGUCAUGAACUUCAUGUUGAGAAAGAGGCUGCGCUGGAGCGAGCCAGUCACGCCCCUGGGAAGCAAGCUAUUCGAAUGCCAGGAUGACUUCAAAAUUCUGAUGAACGACUGGCCCUAUGGACUCGAUAAACGUAUCGUUCAUCUGGUGGUCUGGACCAAGUUUGACUUGCCUGACGACCACAAAACUGAGGCCGAGAUAGAGGCCUUCGUGGACAAGACUUUCUCGCCCGGUGUGUGCCAAAACAAGCGCAUAUGGUUCAAGAACCCGCCGAGCCUCAAGUCGAUCCAUGCCGUGGAGCACUUUCAUGUCAUGCUGUUCAACCCCGAUCCGGACUUUGUGCAGCGAGUCACUAAAGGUGACAUCCCUCGCUGUCAGAGAGGCAUGCCGACGAGCGAUGAGGGAGAUGAAUAUGAUUCGCCCGGUCGGGUGGGGUGA